Molecule: messenger RNA, 5781 nt
Organism: Anneissia japonica
Lineage: Eukaryota; Metazoa; Echinodermata; Crinoidea; Comatulida; Comatulidae
Exons: 11
Coding region: 169-3858 (1229 amino acids)
Cellular component (GO): membrane
Molecular function (GO): protein binding
Source: RefSeq, a predicted model, not a curated record
UGGGUUUCUCGUGUAGAAAUAACUUCCGUUUUGCGAUAAGAAAAAAUGUUGAGUUUAGUUUGAGGAAUAUACGUUUUGAAGUCUAAAUUCUUACUUGAUUUUGUACUAAACAUUACUGGAUAAUAGAGUAAUUAAUAUUAAUUGAUUAUUUCACCGAGCUAUGCAAAUAUGUCGUCAGCAAGAGCAAUUCCGAAGCCGUCGCCACAUAAAUCGUUAUGGGAAGAAGAUGAUGUGUUAUAUACACAGAGGUCAACCAGUAAGAGUUUGCCUGUUCCAAUUAUGAAAAGGGAUGUUGUGCCAGUGAAAAAGGAACAAACACUUUCACAACUAGAUCAACAAACAUGGACAGAAUGGAAAGGAUUUUCUAAACAGCUUGAUGAACUGACAAAUUGGUUGUCUGACACCGUCAAACAGUUAGACAGCUGGAAAAUGCCCUCGGAUAACGUCUUCAGUUUACGUGUUCAACUUGAGAAACAUUUGGCUUUUGCGCUGCAGAUUGAAACCCAUCAGCAAGAAAAGGAGAAGGUCAUCACUUCAUCAAAACACUUCAGUGGUUUCACACCACUGCAGCCAUAUCUGAAUCAGACAAUCAACUAUAUUGAGAUGCAGUGGAAAGGUCUGAAGAAACAGCUUCAAAAACAGCAUAAACAAAUUGAAGAGGCCCUCACCGUUGCAGAGAUGUGCAUUUCAAAUGGUUCACUUGACAUUUUUGAGGGGGACAGUCUGACAUAUGAACAAACACAAGAUGUUCUUGAUCAAAUAGGUCUGCGACUGAGAAGCCAGAAAACCAGUUUUAAAAUGAGUGAAGAACUAAAGGUCGAAGGUGAAACAGAAAGCCAGCUAUUUGGCAAAGGAGUUGGCAGUGGAGCCAAUAGCGGACUGAUGGAUUCUGGAUACGGUUCAUCGCCUGAUUUUGAGGUACUGUAUGAGGAGUUGAAUGAAUGGUUAGAGGAAAUGCAGGGAGUCCUAACAGAGACCAACAAAGCAUCGGUGUCACAUGACAGGAAGGAACACAUGAGUAAGAGUUACGAUAGCGAACUCCAGAUACAUGACAUCACAAGAAGUUACUUGGAAGACAAAGCUGUAUGCAUGAAGACUUCACAACAGACGUCUAAUGCAGGCGAUAAAAUGACCAAUGUCAAUACAAAGUGGCAGAAGUUAGAAAGAAGUAUCUCUUGCAGUGAAAGUAAAGUGCAGGAUUCUAAUCAGCUAGAUAACUCAGCAGUCAAUUUUGAAGAAGAGACACCUGUAGAGAAAGAAACCUCUAUCGGAGAAAUAGAGGAGAUUUUCUCCAAGCUGAAGGGAUGGUUAACAGAGACGGAAUGUAAGCUGUUUGCACCUGAGAGCAGGAGGUGUCUGGGAGAUGUGACGCAUCUGGAGAGGAGACUUGAUUUACACAAGGCUAUUCAAGAGGAAAUAAAUGACCACAGUGAAAGUGUUGAUACUGUACUUGCCUUGUGUGAUGCUUUGCAAGAGGACAACGAUAGUGGUGCCACCGAGAGAGAGAAGGAACACCUGCAGUUGGCAGCUAUCAAUCUGGAGCGUCGGUGGGAUGCCAUCCAAUCUCAGUCAAUUGAUCUGCAGUGUGGUCUUGAUGAAAAACUCAGAGUUUUUAAGGGUGUCUUUAGUGCAAAAAUCACAAAAGACCCAUUGGAAAAAUCCUCAAGUGAAAACUCUAUGAAAGAUGAUGCUGAAACUUCAGCAACUUCAAUUCUCAUUGCGCCAUCCAAGUUCUAUGGAACUCCCCGAGCAUAUCGUCCAACUAAAUCGCAAGACGAUGUGGCCAUCUACAGAUCAAACGAGAAGUACACAAGUCCGUAUGCCGUCAAUUAUGAUGAAAUUUUGAUGAUUCGAGAAGCGUUCUCUGAGAAUGAUGCUUUCAGUAUUAGUGACAUCUCUGAUGUUGCAGAAGAUGACUUUGAAUUUGAUGACGUUCUGCCCUUAAAGAGGUCAGAAAUGUCAAAGGAAUUGUCAAGUGAUGAGGAAGGAGAUCUGGACAUCAAGGAUCUCUCAACAUGCUCUCCUAUUGUUACAAUCCCAAGAAGAUGUUCUCCAACUGUUGAAGGAUCCACAUCUGAUGUCGAAUUCUGGUCAGUGUCACCAAAAGAUGAAAACAUGCUGGAUGGAUUGAGAAGAAAUGAGGUUCAGCCUAAAAUAAUCAAAGCAAAGCAAUCAGACCCUAUUGCAGAUUUUGAGGUUCUUGAGGAAUUUGAUAGCAUGACAGAUGCCUCACAAGAUAGUUUCAACAAUGUCUUCAUUCUGCCACUAUUCAAUCCAGAUGAAGAUAAUGACCUGAUGGCAGAUGAUGAAGAAAUUCUGUCCAUGAUCAGUGACUUUGAAGCAGAUAUGGAAAAUGCAGUUGAAAAUGUCAAAGCUGAUCAUCUGAUAGCAGAAAUUAAAGAGGUGUUCCCAAUUGAAGCUGAGACAGAGUGUAGUACAGUCAUUGAAAGGUCAAGUUACAAGGUACCUUGCUUCACCUACACUGAAAGUUCUCCGAACACAAACAACAACAAUAAUAAAGAUGAAGACAGUAGCAGUGAUGAAGAGAAUGAAGUCAUGAUGACUAAUGAACCUGUCCUAACCAACCAAGAACAAAGUGAUGAAGUUAACAUGUUUGAUAUUUGCCCAUCACAUGCCGGUACCAAAGGGGAUGCUGGUCUGGACAGAUCAAAAUGUGAUUGCUCUGGAGAUGAGUCACCAGAGUCAAAGUCUUUCCGGUGCUCUAAAGGAACUCCAGCAACAGUAUAUCACAAUUUGACUGUCUCACCAGACAUCGCCAGAGAACCACAAGAAAUUAAAGGCUUUAAAUGUCCAGCAUUUGAUCCACUGUCCAUUAAAUCACGUAAUGUGUCAGACAUGCGGAGAAGGUUCUCAAGUUCGUCAACCACCAAACAUGAUGAUCUGAUGGAGAUCAGUGACAUAAGCUUAGUGCAUAUGAUAGAGUCUGUCGAUCAUGCCACCCUUCUUGCAAAUUCUCUAUGUCAUUUUGGAAGAAACACUACAACUGUUGAAGGUACUGAUAGUAUACCACAAUCAGAAGAUAGAAGCUGUGAACCAACAUCCAAUGACACAGAAAAAGCUUCGGUUGAACUGGAACAGAAAGAAAGUGAUGUUGAAGACCAAAUAAAAGGAGGUGAGAAGCAGCAGAACCAGAAUGUAGCAGAGGAGGAGGAUGAAGACUUUGAUUCUGUGUGCACCACUGACACAUCAGAAUUACUUGAGGCUCUGGAAGAUGUCAUGGAUGAAUUAGCUCAGUUGGGGAAUGAACAAGUUGGAGACUUGGAUCUGGAACCUCUUAUUACUGAUGUUUAUUGUUCUCAUCAAUCAGUUGACCUAAGAAGCAAGGAUUGUUUUGGCAACAGUUCUGCAUACUCCCAGACGGAUUCCAUGGAUAGCGGAAUUUUUACAGGAAAUGAAACGUGUACCGAGUCAACAAGUACUUUACCAUCUCUAGAAGAAAUGACAAAUGAACAAGGAACACCAGAAAAUGAUGGAAUAAAUGAAGAUGAUGUCAAUUAUGAGAUUGAAGAGGAUGAAAUAGACAGGGAUGUAAAUGAAGAAGACCUGAUUAGUGAAGUCGAAGAACCUGUGGAUGAGGACUUCGACCAAUAUAAAUACGACGAUACUUCAAGUAAAGAGAGUACGCCUGGUUAUAUGCCCCUUGCACGCCGGGUCGUCAAAUAUGCUCUCCCGAUACAGAUAUUAUUGUCUGUGUAUAUGAUCCUCAUCCUGGUUAUCCCCGCAGUCAUUGAGACAUCCGGUUGGGAAUGUUCCUUGUCCAUUAAUAACAAGGCAUUCUUCGAAAGCCUGGCUUGGAAUCCUGUACUUAAGUACAUUAAGGGGCCGCCUCCAAUGUAGAUUUAAAUAUACUGUAAUAAAUUAUAUAUGAAUUUAUUUGUAAAUAUUUGAAAGCUAUGCUCUCUUUAAAUUUGUCACAUUAUGUGUAUGAAUCAAUUUUUAAAUACUGUAUCUUUAGUUUAAUUUAUUAAAGGAAUGCUAUGUCAGCAAUAGUUUAAAAUUUGCAUGGUUAAUUUCUCCUUUCUCAAAAAUAAUUAUUGAUUACAAUAGAAUUUUCAAGUUGGCCUACAUCUUGUGAAUGGAGACCUAGUUUGGAUGAUACUGUGGCCUGUAUUUUGUCUCCCAUUCAAUGAUCCCUUACAAUCUGAGAUGAGCGCGUGGUCAGAAGCGCUUAAGGAGAAUGCCGGCCAAUGAUGAGCCAAUAUACGAAUGUAUUUUGCCUGUUAAUGAGAUAUGCAUCAAGACUCUGAAAGCCUGGCUAAUGGCUACCUACUGUUCCACCGAAGAUACCUAACGCACGACCCUAAUUUUAGCAUUGUGUACUAACAUUAAUUCAUCAUGCAUUCAUCUACCCAUUGUGUGCUUUACUUUCAACUUAUCAUUUCGUGCUUAGUUCAUCUGGUCAUCGCAUGCUUUAAUUCACCUACUGAUUUCUUUGCGUAGUUCACCUAUUUAUCGUCAUCCUUCUAGCUUAUGCAGCGAGACAUCUCUGUUUAUGUACGGCCUGUGUAUCAGUCAUUUUGCGUUAACUCAUGCUUUCUGCUAGCUUGCUGGCUGUCAUUGUCAAUUUUCCUCUGCUUCUGCAAUCCUGACUUCUCUUCCUUUACUUAAUGGUACUGACCAAGCUAAAAAAUUUCCUCUGACGAACAUUGUCAAGUUCGAGAGGUGCUCAGAAUUGAUAUUGCCAAAAUUAAUAGCAUGCAUUUCUUUUGAAAUAUAAUCACGUUUUGUGUUUAACAAAUGCUUUUAUUUUUAAAUUUAUUUACGGAUUGGGUUUGGUAAUCUCUUUAUUUUAUUUCCAAUAUAUAAUACUCUAUUAAUCUUUGAUAUAGCAUGUGUAAUUUAAUUUUUAUAUCCAAUCAUCCUUCCCUUUUCUUUCACAUGCAAUUUCUGUUAACAUCCUUGGUCCAUGACAAUGCACAUAUGUUUUAACUUUAUAUCAAUUUCACUCAAAUUUACUUACUCUCCUUGAAAUUUAAUAAUAGUAAUACCAUGCUUAAUCUCCAAUCUUUCUAAUGUGUGCUCUGUAUUCAGAUUAACACCAUAUUCAUCUAUGAUAUCUUAUUAAUAUGUUUCGCUUAUUGCUACUAAUUGUUGUACCUUACUAAUGAAUGAUUAAGGUUCUUCUUGUGUGGUAGUAGAUGAUGCCAAAUAUAUGUACCGCUUGCUGGUUUUGUUGCAUAUUUCUAAAAAAAAUCAGGCAUGCAUUCUCUGUUGGUUAAUCAGGCUGGCAUUUCUUAUAGCACUUCUGAAUCAGGUAAGUAAAUUGUGUAUUAAGUAUCAUAUGAAUGGAACAAUAUGCAGGCGAACAUUACACGAUAAAUACAGGUAUUCAGGGAUGUAGAGAAUACUUCUCGGCAAUUCUCGAGGGCCCAGUCUGAAUACAGCUAACCAUAAACGUGAAAUAGCUGUCAGAUUAACAAGUCGUCCACAUCAACGACAAAUCACUAAUGGUCAAUUUCAAAUAAAUUACAUUUUGGAUCUGUUUUAGAAGGAAAUUCAUAUACUAUUGCUUACAUACAGUAUACAUUUUUCAAUCAAUUUGCUCCAGCUGUUUCAAUUUAUAUGUAGUCGACUUUUGAAACUAGUUCUUUUAUUAAGUUCUGGUAUAGUGUACAGUAUUGUGAAAUAUGUUGGUUUUCAAUGUGCAUGUAUUCUAUUUAUGAAAUCAUUCUUUUAUUAAUAUUUGGUUUAAAGUAUUGUGUAAUAUAUUAUUAUAGCUGAUAUUAUAGCAACUUACAAUACAAGUUUAACAGGGUUUAU